CUUUCCCAUAGCUGGCCAGAGGAGAAGGUGUGUUCUCUGGUUUCUUGCCUUCGCUGCAUGGAGAGUCCGCACGCCACUGAGUGAUCCACGUCCAUCAGUUUAGGGAAAAUGGCCAGCUCCUACAUCCUGUGGCUGGCCGCGGUCUGCCUUCUGACCCCGGCAGCUACUCAGCAACCAGGUUACAGAAAUAAUUCCUCCAGGGCGAGCCUGGACUGUGACGCCUCGGGUGGAAACUGCAUCGAUCCCUGCAAUGCUCACUCGGUCCUGGAUGACCCCACCCGGAGCACAGAGGUCGAGGCCGGUGAUGAGCCAAAGUGUGAUAAGGACCUGAUCGGCUGGUACCGUUUCAUGGGUGCCGGGGGCGUGAGGCUGCCGGAGACCUGUGUCCCGAUGUUCCAGUGCGACACCCUCGCCCCCAUGUGGCUGAAUGGGCAACACCCCACCGUGAACGAGGGCAUCGUCAGCCGCAAGACGUGUGCCCACUGGAGUAACAACUGCUGCCUGUGGGAGCGUGAGGUGCAGGUGAAGGCCUGCUCCGGCGGCUACUACGUGUACAAGCUGCAGGGCACGCCAGACUGUGACCUGCGGUACUGCACAGACCCUUCGACUGCACAGAACAAGUGUGACGAGGUUUGCCGUCCGGAAGAGGAGUGUCGCUACGAGAACGGCAGAUGGGGCUGUUUCUGCCGGCAGGGCCUCAACAUCACGGACGUCCAUACUUUGCGACACAAGCUCAGCUGCGGGCAGCAGGAGAUGAAGGUGUCCCUGGACAGUUGUCAGCUGGGAGGUUUGGGCUUUACGGACGAAGUCAGUGCCUUUCUGAAGGACCGUAACUGCAACGGUAACAUGCAGAGGGAGGAGGACAACUGGGUGUCGAUGACCAUCCCCACCCAGGCUACGGCCUGUGGGAACAUUCUGGAGAACAAUGGAACCCAUGCUGUCUACAAGAACACCCUCUCUUUGGCCAACGAUCUAAUCAUCAGAGACAAUGUCCUCAGCGUCAACUUCCAGUGCUCCUACCCACUGGACAUGGAGGCCAGCCUCGGAACAGCCCUGCAGCCCAUUGUCAGCACUGUGAGCAUCAACGCGAGCGGGAACGGAGAAUUCACCGUCAGAAUGGCCGCCUUCCAGGACCCCAACUACAGAGUUCCCUACGAGGGGGACAGGGUCGUGCUGCCCGUGGAGUCCAUGCUCUACGUGGGUGCCAUGCUGGAGAGCGGGGACACCUCCCGCUUCAAGCUACUGCUGAGGAACUGCUAUGCCACUCCCUCCCGAGACAAGAACGACCCCGUGAAAUAUUUCAUCAUCAAAAAUAAAUGCCCAAAUCAGUUUGAUCCGACAGUCUCCGUGGUGGAGAACGGGGUGUCUGCGAACAGCCGCUUCUCAGUUCAGAUGUUCAUGUUCGCUGGGGACAGUGACCUGGUGUUCCUGCAUUGUGAGGCCUAUCUCUGCGACCCCCUGAAUGAACAGUGCGUGCCUACCUGCUACAGAAACCAGUUCCGCAGCGCAGUGGAGGCUUUCAACCCAGAUCGGGUGCUAGACUUGGGACCCAUUGCUCGGAAAGGUGGUUCACCCGUUGAUGUCACAAGCGGAUCCCCCGGCACUACAGGGUUCCUGGCGGCCUGGCUCGUCCUGCUCCUGCCAGUGCUCCUGGCUGCUGCCCUAUGCUGACAGCCCAGCUGCCCUCCAGCAUGGAUGCUCCACACUGACCCCCCUGAAGGACCCCCGGGGCCCCCCUCAGCUUGGCCCAGGGCUCCGCGCCUCCCUCUUGCCCUCCAGCCUCCGUCUGUCUGUCUGCCUCUCCUCGGGAUUCCCCGCUGCCUCCCCUCA
Molecule: messenger RNA, 1830 nt
Organism: Sorex araneus (European shrew)
Lineage: Eukaryota; Metazoa; Chordata; Mammalia; Eulipotyphla; Soricidae
Gene: GP2
Product: glycoprotein 2
Exons: 11
Coding region: 109-1671 (520 amino acids)
Biological process (GO): neutrophil migration
Cellular component (GO): cell surface; apical plasma membrane
Source: RefSeq, a predicted model, not a curated record